GGGGAACCUAAUCACGGUCUUUAAGAACCUGGACUCAUGCUCCAAUUCUGCUCCAAGUGAGGGCUGGGAGAAGAAAUAUUACAGAGGAACUUGACAAGAGAGGACCUUAAAGAAAGUGAGAUCCUUCAUACUUAGGAAUUCAGUGACACUUGCUGGGAGAAUGCCUUCUAUCAAUGACACCCACUUCUAUCCCCCCUUCUUCCUCCUGCUAGGAAUACCAGGACUGGACACUUUACAUAUCUGGAUUUCUUUCCCAUUCUGUAUUGUGUACCUGAUUGCCAUUGUGGGGAAUAUGACCAUUCUCUUUGUGAUCAAAACUGAACAUAGUCUACACCAGCCCAUGUUCUACUUCCUGGCCAUGUUGUCUAUGAUUGAUCUGGGUCUGUCCACAUCCACUAUCCCCAAAAUGCUAGGAAUCUUCUGGUUCAACCUCCAAGAGAUCAGCUUUGGGGGAUGCCUUCUUCAGAUGUUCUUUAUUCACAUGUUUACAGGCAUGGAGACUGUUCUGUUGGUGGUCAUGGCUUAUGACCGCUUUGUUGCCAUCUGCAACCCUCUCCAGUACACCAUGAUCCUCACCAAUAAAACCAUCAGUAUCCUAGCUUCUGUGGUUGUUGGAAGAAAUUUAGUUCUUGUAACCCCAUUUGUGUUUCUCAUUCUGCGUCUGCCAUUCUGUGGGCAUAACAUCGUACCUCACACAUACUGUGAGCACAGGGGUCUGGCCGGGUUGGCCUGUGCACCCAUUAAGAUCAACAUAAUCUAUGGGCUCAUGGUGAUUUCUUAUAUUAUUGUGGAUGUGAUCUUAAUUGCCUCUUCCUAUGUGCUUAUCCUUAGAGCUGUUUUUCGCCUUCCCUCUCAAGAUGUCCGACUAAAGGCCUUCAAUACCUGUGGUUCUCAUGUCUGUGUUAUGCUGUGCUUUUACACACCAGCAUUUUUUUCUUUUAUGACACAUCGUUUUGGCCAAAACAUUCCCCACUAUAUCCAUAUUCUUUUGGCUAACCUGUAUGUGGUUGUCCCACCUGCCCUUAACCCUGUCAUUUAUGGAGUCAGGACCAAGCAGAUCCGAGAGCAAAUUGUGAAAAUAUUUGUACAGAAAGAAUAAUUCUGUAUUAAAGUUUGGAUAAAUAUAUCUAUAUACAACCCAAAUUAUCAUCAUCUGAGCUCCCUUUUUAAUCUUCUGUAACAGUUGGUCAUGCUUGUCAGAUUUUUUCCUUUUGACUGGAAGUGCUUUAGUGUUGACAGAUAAUGCAAACUUAAAACCUUUGCUGCCUGUUUCCCCUACUUCUCUCCAAGUACCUGGACAAAGGUUAGAGAUUAAUGGAGAAGGUAACUAUGCUGAAGGUUGAGGUGGCUUUGGAGUAGAACUGCUUGUAAACAAGGGUGAUAGGUAGCUCCAUUUUUUUCCAUAUGUCUUCUCUCUAGGUAAGUUUAGAUCCUGAAGGAUACUGAUCAAAUAAAUCUCAUUUUAUAGAUGAACAAAAUAAGCUGUAAUCCAGCAGUAGUGUCCGUUUCAUAGCUUUGUAUUCUUUACAGAAUCCAAAAUUUUGUUGUUCUUCUCCAAAAUCUUUGACUCCCAUGUUUAUUUUAAUGCUCUCUCAGUCUUGCUGUUACUGCCAUUUUUGCUCCUUUCCUUCUUUCAGAUUCCUGCUCUCUCUCUUUUUGUGAUGGUUAAUACUGAGUGUCAACUUUAUUUGACUGAAGGAUACAAAGUAUUGAUCCUGGUUUUGUCUGUGAGGGUGUUGCCAAAAGAGAUUAACAUUUGAGUCAGUGGGCUGGGAAAGGCAGACCCACCUUCAAUCUGGGUGGGCACCAUCUAAUCAGCUGCCAACGCAGCUAGAAUAUAAAGCAGGCAGAAAAAUGUGAAAAGACUAGAUGGGCCUAGCCUCCCAGGCUACAUCCUUCUCCUGUGCUGGAUGCUUCCUCCUCGAACGUCGGACUCCAAGUUCCUCAGUUUUGGGACUCAGAGUGGCUCUCCUUGAUCUUCAGCUUGCAGAUGGCCUAUUGUGGGACCUUGUGAUCAUGUGAGUUAAUACUUAAUUCCCCCUUUGUGUGUGUGUGUAUGUGUACACACACACACACACACACACACAUAUAUAUAUAUAUCCUAUUAGUUCAGUCCCUCUAGAGAACACUGACUAAUACACUUUUCUUUUACAUUCGUUCUCUGAUAAAGUAAGUCUUUGUGAAUUUAGGGAUAUGAGAGACUACAGUGUGGGUAUUACGGAGACAUGUUUUCUCACUUGAAGCAAAGUCAUUUUAGAUGUGACUACUUGUAUGUGUCGCCUGUCUAAUUCUAAUUCUCAAUUCUAUCUGACAAUUUCCCUUCAGACAAAAUAUAUAAAACUUAUGAGACUUUAUAAAACUUAGAAAAACAAUUAGGCUCAAGCUAUGGUAAGCACAGGGCCAGACUUGAUAUCGACUUCAAAAUAAUAUCAUUAUAAUUUAUUAAUCCUGUAGAUCUCCAAUAUUUAGUCCUAUUUUCAAACUUCAGAUAUGGCUGGAGAAUGUGGUUUGCUUUAAAAUAGAUAAAAGAGACAUUGAACUGAAAUUUGUGACUUAUCAGGGUACUCAUGCUUCAAAAUCAGAAGAAGUCUCCCUCAUGUUCUAUAAUUUAGAACCACUGUGUAGUUUGUAUGACAAUAUACAAAAUACUCAAAAGUACGCAGAUAACGAUUUUAGGAAAUGGGGGCGGAUAUAGCCAAGUAGACAAGAAAAGCAACAUCACCUAUUCAGUAUCUGUGAAUCUGGACAGUUCUUGGUCUUAACACUGGCUAAGCACAAUUCCUGAAUUCUAUAGUAUUUUGUAGAUUUUCUUUAGGUCUGUAUGCAUGGGUUCUAAUUUGAUUUUUGCAGCUUCUGCUUCAUGUACUUAACAUUUUAUGGGAACAUAGGGUUUUAAAUGUGGAAAUACAUUGAAACUUGAUCUAUUCCCUUUGUCUUACAAAUAAAA
This is a messenger RNA of Homo sapiens (human), 2947 nucleotides long. RefSeq names its product olfactory receptor family 52 subfamily E member 4 (gene OR52E4). Gene Ontology annotation, biological process: detection of chemical stimulus involved in sensory perception of smell; G protein-coupled receptor signaling pathway; nervous system process. Gene Ontology annotation, cellular component: plasma membrane; membrane. Lineage: Eukaryota; Metazoa; Chordata; Mammalia; Primates; Hominidae. Gene Ontology annotation, molecular function: G protein-coupled receptor activity; olfactory receptor activity. Bases 161 to 1099 code for a protein of 312 amino acids. The transcript is spliced from 2 exons. The record is from RefSeq and is marked validated.